AUGGCGGAAGCAGUCAAGGAAUGCUACAACCCCCAACCUGACUGGCCCGUGCACCAGGCCACCAACGGCUCGUUUUGGAGGCGUUUGGACUGCAUCCCGCAGGAUCACAAGAUGAUUCCUGCUGCUGCUUUUGCUGCUGCUGCAGCGUAUCUGACCAUCUCACUGGCAGAGGGCGCCCGUGCAGCCGAUCUGCUUGGCCAGAAAGUUUCUUACAUACCCCCUGUUGAACACAGAGCUGGAAAUGAAGAAAUACGACAAAAAAUCCCGCUGACACCACUCAAAGCCUCUAAUCAAAUCCGCCCCGUGCUGGGGGCUGCGCUUCUCGUGGCGCUAUCCGUGGGGUUGUACCUGCUUUUGAGGUCCGCUCAUGGCCUUGCCUUUUUCAAGAAGGGAGCUGAAAAAGAUAAAGAAUUGGACGAAGCUGAAUGGGACAUGGUCGAGGACGUACAAACUGGUGGUGGUAGGAGUAAGGAUGAGGGAGGAAAAGGGUCUGGUGCCGGUCGUCGGGGACCUCGAACCGAUGCUGAAGGGAGUCUCGCGGGUACCACCCGACGUCCAUCAAUCAAGUACCCACCAGCCGAUGAUCCGGUUACUCUGGGGCCAGAAAAGGUGGACUCCAGAAUCCGCAAGAUGGAACAGGUGCUCCAGUGGAUUCACGAAGGUGACGAUGACUCUGGACAUGGCCUUGACAGCACAGGUGAGGCUCUUCCGCAUCGCCUGCGCCAGGCAUACGGCCUCCGCCAGAAAAACAAAAACGCCGACUUCGAACCGUCCGUCCCUGCAGACCGCAUUUCGAAGUUCCGGGAACUCGUUGAACGUAUUGAGGAGAUGCUGGAUCAAUACUAUGGUGAUAGCGGGUGA
Molecule: messenger RNA, 861 nt
Organism: Eimeria mitis
Lineage: Eukaryota; Apicomplexa; Conoidasida; Eucoccidiorida; Eimeriidae
Exons: 2
Coding region: 1-861 (286 amino acids)
Source: RefSeq, a predicted model, not a curated record